This is a messenger RNA of Rhodotorula toruloides NP11, 372 nucleotides long. RefSeq lists its product as uncharacterized. Lineage: Eukaryota; Fungi; Basidiomycota; Microbotryomycetes; Sporidiobolales; Sporidiobolaceae. The transcript has 5 exons. The record is from RefSeq and is a predicted model, not a curated record. Bases 1 to 372 code for a protein of 123 amino acids.
AUGGCUCAUGUCGACGCCAAACCCACCCCGCUGCGCCACUCGCCUCUCUCCCUCCUCCCUCUCGCUUCGCUCGGCGACAACCACUCGCAGCGCUCGCAACGACCCACUCAGACACUCACAAACACGGACAAACCAUUUGGUGGCCCGGCCAAGAGCCUUGACGCUAAGAAAGAGCUCGUCGACCCCUGCAAAGUCCAGCAGGGAGCUCCCAAGCCAAAGCAUAUUGCGCCCCAGACCUCGCCGCUGACCGGGUUGACCGGGAUGGCCAAGCUUCGCGCGGCCGGCCUCCGCGUGAUCCCGAUGCCGUUUGACCUCAAGCCGAUUCCCAAGAUCCCGCCUCGCAACCCAAUGUACGAUCCGGCCAAGCUCUAA